Amyelois transitella is the source of this 687-nucleotide messenger RNA. RefSeq lists its product as uncharacterized. Bases 1 to 687 code for a protein of 228 amino acids. The record is from RefSeq and is a predicted model, not a curated record. NCBI's taxonomy places the organism in Eukaryota, Metazoa, Arthropoda, Insecta, Lepidoptera, Pyralidae. The transcript has a single exon.
AUGAGAGCGGAGUUGAAGAGUGUCCACGAAAAAAUGGAUAAUUUCCAAACAGCCGCCGAAUUUUUCAAUAAGCAAUAUGAGGACCUUAAAGCUGUAGUUGAGGAAAAAUCAGCCGUCAUCGAAAUCCUUAAGGAAGAAAAUUCUACUCUUAAAUCCUCGGUUCUCAACCUGACUACGAGAUUGGAAUUAGUGGAGCAGCAGCAAAGGGAUUGUAAUGUAGAAAUAAAUGGUGUUCCUGAGAGCAGAACAGACAAUCAUCUUACUGACACGAUUAAGAAAAUUGGCAAUACUGUCAACUUUCCUAUAGCUGAUACGGAUAUAUUACACGUCACAAGGGUAGCAAAAAUGGAUAAAACCAGCGCUCGUCCGCGUACUGUAAUAGUAAAGUUCCAGAGCACACGUCAUCGGGAUAACUUCCUUGCGUCAGUCGUGUUCUUCAACAAGAAGAAUCCCAAGGACAAACUGAAUACUCGACACCUGGGUAUUGAGGGCGCCAGCAUCCCCGUCUACGUAUCUGAGCAUCUCACCCCCGGCAACAAAUCUUUGCAUGCCCAAGCGCGGCAAGCAGCGAAGGAAAAAAAGUAUAAGUUCGUGUGGGUUCGUAGUGGACGUAUUUUUGUGAGAAAAGACGAAUACUCUCAGCCUAUUCUUGUUAAGUGUCCCGCCAGUCUUGCAAAAAUUAAAUAG